Molecule: messenger RNA, 2196 nt
Organism: Mercenaria mercenaria
Lineage: Eukaryota; Metazoa; Mollusca; Bivalvia; Venerida; Veneridae
Product: androglobin-like
Exons: 5
Coding region: 1-972 (323 amino acids)
Source: RefSeq, a predicted model, not a curated record
AUGCCUGCGACAUGUCGUAGAACGUUGAUAAAACGGCCCCCUGUAGUGGCAUUCAAAGAGAAAACUGCCGAGGAGCCAGCAAAGACUGAGAAAGCUCCCGCUGCUGCUGAUAAAGGUGCCAAGGGAGGUAAGGGUGGAAAAGGCGGGAAAGACAAGGGCAAAGACAAGGAUGGCAAGGGGUCACGACCUCCAUCACAGCAGUUUGACCUUGGAAAACCUCAUUGGUCCCUCAGAGUUGUCAGUGAUGCUAAUGCUGUGGAGGAAAUUGAGAUUAAGAAAGAUACAGAGAGAGCUGAUGAGAUUCGAGCCCUGAAGAAAGCUUGGGAAGAUGCUGAACCUGGUAGAGUUGCUAAGGCGAUGCAGUCACGGUUGAAGUACCUGUCUACACACACGAUCAAGUUGAAGGAUGAUGAAGAAGAGACAGAGAAGGUUGAGGGUGAGGGAGCUGACCAGCCUGGAUAUGUACCUCCUCAGACCCCAGGGUCCCUUCUUGGUGAUGAUGAUGGAAAUCUCACACUUGAGCCACCUCCACCUCCUACACCUAAAGAAAUGUUACAGCCAGUAGAUAUAACUCCAUUCCUAAGACAUACGACAGACACUCCACGAUACCUGGAUGAGGAGGAAAUGCAGCGUAGGUUCCAGGAGCAGCAGAAACAGAUCGCAGAGUACAAGGCAUUCCGACAACAGGUGGAGGAUUGGAGAAAGAAAGAUAAAGAAUUACGCAAUAUGACCAAGGAAAAACAAUUACAGGAAUGUGAAGAAUUACAGGCCAUGCUUGAUGCAGCUAGGGAAUCUAUAAACAAACCUAGAGAAGCAUUUAGACAGACGUAUCUGGAAGCUGAACGUAAGAAACUUGAAGAACUUGAAGCAAAAGAGGCAGCGCAGAAGGCGGAUGCAGAGGCCAAAUCCCCAAAGGGCAAGAAAGGCAGUGCUAAGGGCAAAAAGAGUCCCUCCGCUAAAAAGAAGAAAUAACCAAUAAACAUUUAGUUUACUUUUUAAUUAAAUUUGAUUCUAAUCUGUGAUAAAGUAUUAGAGUAAUAAGUGGAUUAUUUUAAAGCGAGUUGUGUAAAUAAUAAAUAUAUAUUUAUUGUUGAAAUUAUUUUUUAUUGUGUUGUUAGUGUUUAUCGAAAUAUGCAUGUUAAUUGUGUUUGGAAUAAUCAGUACUAUAUGCGAAUGUAGGCAUGUUGUUUUAGGAAAUUUCUGCAAGAGGAUAUGAAGAUGAGUGUAUAUUUAUACUGUGAUGCUGAAGUCUGUGAUAACAAAAUAUAUAUGUGUGACAUGAUGGGACUUUAAAAAAAAAUCACUGUUUAUUUGCUUAUGAUAUACUGAACGCACAAUUAUAUAUAAUGUCAGAAAAAUUACAAAGAGGUGACAUUGUGAUUUCAUUGUUAAUAUGUAUGUGUAUUACCUAUAAUUUUUUAAUUAGAUGGGCAUCUGACUGCCCAGUGUCAUGUGGCUUAGCUGCCUUGAAGAUAUUACUGAAUUAGAGGUAAAGGUCUCAAGAUCUAUGCCUCCGACAGGUUGUUUGAAAAUGACCCAUGAAAGUGUGACAGUCAGAAAUCAAACCUAGAAUUUGACUUAAAGAGCUUUUGCACUUGAAUGUAUUGUUGAUUUAAUGUUGUUUUUUUUGAGAAAUCAAACUCCGUCCUAAUAUUGCUUUAUGAACAAACCUAAACUGCUUCCGUCCUGGAUAGAAAAUGACAGUUGCUUUUCCUCUUUGUUCUCUUCUGUUUGAGGAAAGGAUGAAAAAAAAUAUUAUUUUCAUUUGGAGACAAAAGACAACUAAAAAGAUUGUCAGUUUCUUUCCUAUCUCACCUCAAGUGGCCCUAGAAAUGGUCCGUCCCAAAGUGUAACAUAUCAUUGGUGUUGUGCUGCAGCUCGAAUCUUUUCUGUGUUGUUGCUAUAUUGUUGAUUUUACUGAUAUACCUAUAAGAGUUGGCCUUUAUAUUAGAAUAUACUUUAAGUCUUUGGAUUUUGAUUCAGUCAUACUGUUCUAGAUGAAUGUAGGGAGCACAGUUGUAUAUUUAAACAGUGCAGUUAUUCUCUUGUUGUGCAUUUACAAGAAGACAGUUAAAAUAAGACAAUAUGUUCCAAACACCUGUUCAUUCUGUUUUCAUUAGAUUGCAGAUUUUGAUGUUGAUUUUUUAUGCUAUAAUAAAUGUAUAUUGAAAUGCAAAAUAAAAACACUGGAAUAUC